Acanthosepion pharaonis is the source of this 897-nucleotide messenger RNA. The record is from the annotation of a GenBank genome assembly. NCBI's taxonomy places the organism in Eukaryota, Metazoa, Mollusca, Cephalopoda, Sepiida, Sepiidae.
AUGGGUGCACUUCACUACGCAGUAAUCAGUGGCAAUGUGACCACCGUCAACCUUCUUUUGGAUUAUGGCGCCUCGGUUAACAUGCUUAAUAAUUCGCUUCAAUCGCCUCUCCAUCUGGCUAUCACUACCAGCCAGUCGGAAAUCUCCAAAAGCCUGAUUGAUCACGGUGCCAACGUCAACCUGCGGAAUGAUGCCGGCAAAACGUUACUUCAGGUUGCUGUCCUGGCCAGCAACGUGGAAAUCACAAAGCAGAUCCUUAAGCGCAGUAUUCUGACCAUCGACAGCAAGGAAAAGCUGAUGGGUCGCACGCCGUUACAUGCAGCCUGCUCGGUGAAUUGCUACCCUAUCGCGAAACUGCUCAUUAACUACGGAGCGAACGUUGAUUUUACAACCAAGUGUCACACUACGCCGCUGCACAUCGCAUCCGAAGGUGGUGAAGCAAAAAUUGUGAAACUGCUAAUAGACAAUUCUGUUCUUGUAGACAAAACAACUAGUACCGGUAAGACACCUCUAAUGAUUGCCAUCGAAUACGGCCAUAUAAAGGUGGUUGAUGUUCUAAUGGAAGCCAAGGCAAAGGUCAAUGCCAAAGACCUUCAGGGAUUGACACCACUGCAUUACGCGGCGCAGAAGAAUGAUCCCUACUUCCUGAAAGUUCUCAUUGCAAGCGGUGCAAAUGUCAAUGCUGCCGAUAACAAACGCAAGACACCGCUUCAUCACGCCAUCAUUGCCAAAUUAGAUGAUAUUGGCGAUCAUCUCAUCGAACUGGGCGCCGAUGUGGACGUUGUAGAUGACAUCCAAAUGACGCCGAUGGAUUACAAAAAACUCAGAGUUUUGCGUUUUAAGGUAGAUCUACUCUUUAUCAAAAUUAUACUAAAAUAUAAUUAUAUAUUAAGAUAA